This is a messenger RNA of Vanessa tameamea, 1597 nucleotides long. RefSeq names its product ruvB-like helicase 1 (gene pont). The record is from RefSeq and is a predicted model, not a curated record. Bases 121 to 1491 code for a protein of 456 amino acids. NCBI's taxonomy places the organism in Eukaryota, Metazoa, Arthropoda, Insecta, Lepidoptera, Nymphalidae. Gene Ontology annotation, molecular function: DNA helicase activity; ATP hydrolysis activity; ATP binding. The transcript has 10 exons. Gene Ontology annotation, cellular component: Swr1 complex; R2TP complex; NuA4 histone acetyltransferase complex. Gene Ontology annotation, biological process: box C/D snoRNP assembly; chromatin remodeling; regulation of transcription by RNA polymerase II.
AAAUUUUAAAAAUCGUGUUUGUGAAAUGUGUAUAGUGACGGCGACCAGCGACUGAGUUGUUGAUAUUUGGUUUUCAAUUGAAUCUUAUAAAGUUAAAGAUUUAAAUAUUAGUAUUUAAAAAUGAAAAUCGAGGAAGUCAAGAGUACUGCCAAAACGCAGAGAAUAUCUGCACAUAGCCAUAUUAAGGGUUUGGGAUUAGAUGAAAAUGGUGUACCUAUUCAAAUGGCAGCCGGUCUCGUGGGCCAAGAAUCUGCAAGAGAAGCGGCUGGCAUAGUAGUUGAUAUGAUAAGAAGCAAGAAGAUGGCUGGUCGAGCUCUAUUGCUAGCUGGGCCACCAGGCACGGGUAAAACAGCUAUAGCACUCGCUAUAGCACAGGAACUUGGCAAUAAGGUACCUUUCUGCCCUAUGGUGGGUAGUGAAGUAUACAGCACAGAAAUUAAGAAAACUGAAGUGCUCAUGGAAAACUUUCGUCGUGCUAUUGGGCUUCGUAUAAGAGAGACAAAAGAGGUAUAUGAAGGGGAGGUAACUGAACUCACUCCUGUGGAAACAGAAAAUCCAGCUGGUGGUUAUGGUAAAACUGUUUCACAUGUGAUUAUUGGACUUAAAACUGCAAAAGGUACAAAACAAUUAAAGUUAGAUCCAACUAUUUAUGAAUCACUGCAAAAAGAAAAAGUUGAGGUUGGAGAUGUUAUCUACAUAGAAGCCAACUCUGGUGCUGUAAAGAGGCAAGGCAGAAGUGAUACUUUUGCUACUGAGUUUGACUUAGAGGCUGAAGAAUAUGUACCAUUACCUAAAGGUGAUGUACACAAAAAGAAAGAAGUUGUCCAGGAUGUAACCCUUCAUGAUCUAGAUUGUGCUAAUGCCAGACCUCAAGGAGGAAAUGAUAUUAUGUCAAUGAUGGGGCAACUAAUGAAACCAAAGAAAACCGAAAUUACUGACAAACUAAGAAAAGAAAUCAACAAAGUAGUUAAUAAGUACAUUGACCAGGGAAUAGCUGAAUUAGUACCAGGUGUUUUAUUCAUUGAUGAGGUUCAUAUGCUUGAUAUAGAAACAUUUACGUAUCUCCAUCGUGCCUUAGAAUCUGCGAUAGCUCCAAUUGUUAUAUUUGCCACAAACAGAGGACGCUGCCAAAUAAGAGGGACAGAAGAUAUUAUCUCACCUCAUGGCAUUCCACUAGAUCUUUUAGAUAGGCUUUUAAUAAUUCGCACGUUGCCUUAUAACAAAGCUGAACUUCUACAGAUAUUGAAAUUGAGAGCAUCAACAGAGGGCAUAUCUAUAGAUGAGGAGGCACUCACAGCAUUGUCAGAGGUUGGCGCUAACAGUACACUCAGAUACGCGGCGCAGCUCCUGACGCCGGCGGCGCUGGCGGCGCGCGCGGAGGGCGCGGCGCGCAUCAGUCCGCAGCACGUGCGCGACGUGCACACGCUGUUCCUGGAUGCCAAGUCCUCCGCUCGCAUCCUCACGCAGCACUCCGACAAGUAUAUGAAGUAGCACCACUCCCAUCUAACUGUGUACGGGUUUUGUAAUAUUCGUCUGGCAAUGUGUCAUCCGGAGAGUUUGAUGCACAGAGUAAGGUAAAUUAAGAGAAUAAUGUUUA